GGCAGGAACAAAAGCAGAUGUCUCCCCCCACCUCUCCCUGACUCUGGAUAAAGGGAUGCAUUUGUGCUUCCCCCAGCAUUGCUGGAGAAGGGCCGGUCUGUGCUUUGUAGGGGGCUCGGCUUCAUGCAGCCUUGGAGAGCAUUGUAGCAAAGGAAAACCCGUGGAGGGGGAGCGGAGCUGCGGCAUCGCUAGAUCCACGUGGAAGGACACGACUUGCGGUCCAGGAUGCAUCGGCCAAUAAAGGAAGAACCCAGUUAUGGAACGGGCAGCCUUGAGAAUGCAACUCGGGACCCAAGCCAAGAGCAGCUGCAUGUGAAGCUUUGUAGUGGCUCCUGCCAUGCCGAGCAGAUCCUCCAGACGCUGAACUCCUUUCGGCGGAGUGGCAUCUUCACGGAUGUGGUGCUCGCAAUUGAUGGGCAGGAGUUCCCUUGCCACCGCGCCACCUUGUCGGCCAACAGCACCUAUUUCCGAGCCAUGUUUGGGGGCCGUCUCAAGGAAGGCCACCAAGACGUUGUUACCAUCCAGAAGAUCUCUGCCUCCAGCAUGAGCCUCCUCCUUGAUUACAUGUACGGGGGAAACAUCAUCCUCCAGGAAGACAAUGUUGAAGGCAUCUUGGAGCUCUCUGACUUGCUUCAGAUCUCUCAGCUCCGGGAUGCUUGCAUCCGCUUCCUCGAAAGCCAGCUUCACCCCUGCAACUGCUUAGGCAUGAUGAAGUUUGCUGACUCAUUUGCCAUUGCAUCCCUGGCGGAAAAGAGCAAGAGGUUCCUGCUGGAGUGUUUCGUGGAGGUGUCGUCCCACGAAGAGUUCCUGGGGCUGAGUGCAAAGGAGCUGGCUGGGUACCUGUCUGACGAGCAGCUGGUGGUCCCGAGGGAGGAGGUGGUCUUUGAGGCGGCCAUGAGAUGGGUACGCCAUGAUGCAGCUGCCAGGAAGGUGGCCCUGAAGGACCUGCUGGAGCAUGUGCGCCUCCCUCUGCUGGACCCCACGUACUUCCUGGAGAAGGUCGAAAUGGAUGAACUCAUCCAGGACUCCAGAGAGUGUAUCCCUUUGCUGCACGAGGCGCGCAAGUACUACAUCCUUGGGAACGAGGUUGGCUCCCUGCGAUCCAGGCCGAGGAGGUUCAUGGAAUUGGCAGAGGUCAUCGUCGUUAUUGGGGGCUGCGACAAGAAAGGCCUCCUGAAGCUCCCUUUCACCGACAUGUACCACCCCAAGAGCAGGCAGUGGACGGCGCUGUCCAGUCUGCCCGGAUAUACCAAGUCGGAGUUUGCUGCCUGCGCCCUGAAGAACGACGUGUACAUAUCAGGAGGGCACAUCAACAGCAGUGAUGUCUGGGUGCUCAGCUCCCAGCUCAACGUGUGGAUCAAAGUCGCCUGCUUGCAGAAAGGCAGGUGGAGGCACAAAAUGGCAACUCUUCAGGGAAAGAUCUAUGCCGUCGGUGGGUUUGAUGGCUUUUACCGCCUCUCCAGCGUCGAAUGCUAUGAUACUUUCUCCAAUCGUUGGUCAAUCGUGGCGCCUUUGCCCCAAGCAGUGAGCUCGGCAGCCAUCGUCCCCUGUCUCAACAAGCUAUAUGUGCUCGGGGGUGCUGUGGAUGACAGUGUGAACUCGGACAAGGUCCAGUGUUACGAUCCUGAAGAAAACAAGUGGACGCUCCUGUCUCCCACCCCCUUCUCUCAGAGGUGUAUUAAUGCCGUGUCUUUGGACAACAGGAUUUACAUUGUGGGUGGGCUCCUGAAUAAAAUCUUCUGCUACGACCCCAAGGAAGACACCUGGAGGGAAGUGGCCGCUCUCCCGGGACCUCUGGAGAGCUGCGGUGUGACGGUUUGCGGUGGCAAGAUCUACAUCCUGGGAGGCCGGGAUGAAAAUGGGGAGGGCACCGACAAGGCCUUCACCUUUGACCCAGCCACGGGGCAAGUGGAGCAGCAACCCCCGCUGCAGCGCUGCACCAGUUACCACGGCUGUGUCACCCUCCUCCAGCGCAUCAGCAGAUGACCUCCGUCUGGAAGAUGAGCAGAGAUUCACUAUAGACCCCAGGUUCCCAUUGGGACGCAGAGAGAAGGGCUCCAUUUUGCAGAUGCGUGCAUGUGUAACCCACCGGUUGGUAUGUGCUGCGUGUCCCUGCUCUGUGCACAGCUCAUAGAAGAUGUGAAUCUCCCAUGACCCCAGUACAGAACCUGGAUCUUUUAAUUCAAAUUGGAAAGAGGCAUGGGUUUAGCACUGGGACAUUCAUAGGGUCAUAGAAAAUGAAGGUGUGAAGGGACCUCCUGAGGUCACAUCUAGUCCAACCCCCUGCUCAGAACAGGACCAUC
Molecule: messenger RNA, 2303 nt
Organism: Gavialis gangeticus (Gharial)
Lineage: Eukaryota; Metazoa; Chordata; Crocodylia; Gavialidae
Gene: KLHL35
Product: kelch like family member 35
Exons: 7
Coding region: 226-1986 (586 amino acids)
Molecular function (GO): protein binding
Source: RefSeq, a predicted model, not a curated record